AUGUCUGCUCCAACACGUGUCAUCGUCAUCGGCGCUGGCCUCGCUGGCCUUGUUGCCGCAAAGACCUAUUUGCAAGUCUGCAACCAUCUCGGGCGACCGCUCGACCUGAUCGUCCUCGACGCAGCAAAGAACCCAGGCGGCGUGUGGACGACAGAGCGUCAUUAUCCGGGCUUGACGGUCCAGGCCCCUAAUGGAUACUACGAGCUUUCCGACUUCUCAAUGGUAGAUGCUGACCAUCCGUGGAACUCACUGAUCCCAGCCGCCAGAGAACAGGCGUAUCUGGAAUCGUACGCUCGCAGGUUUGAUGUGUACGACAAGAUUCGGUUUUCCGCGACCGUCGUCAAAGUCUACAAGCGAAAAGCGCCAUCGCAACCAGGAUGGUCUGUCGAGAUGGCGUCCGGCGAAGUGCUCGAGUGCGACAAGCUCAUCGUCGCCUCGGGACUGUAUUCAAAGCCUAGGCCGAUCCCCAUCAUUGAUUCCGCUUAUACUGGUACAGCUGUCCACUCGCGCGACCUAGGCCGCGUGCACGAGAACAUCUCCAAAGAUACCACGGUGAAAGAUGUGGUCGUGAUAGGAGGCUGCAAAUCAGCUGUUGAAGCAUGCUCAGUCUUCCUCGCCUCCAACAAGCGAGUCCACUGGAUCAUUCGGCCUUCAGAUCAGGGCGCGCCUCUGAUCAUCUCUCAUCCCGAUGCAAAGCCCAACCCCCUGGCGCUCGCGGUCACAAGAUUGUUUCCCAUCUUUUCGCCGUCGAUUUGGAGCACCGGCGGGUUUUGGUACGGCUUUCUCCACUCUGGACGUUGGAUUCUAGGCACCUGGAUCGUUCAAGGAUUCCUCAAUCUGAUGAGCUGGGCGAUCACGAGGGAGAUCCAUUACGGGAAGAGUCGAAACUCUGUGAAAAUUCAGCCGAAGGGAAAGUCCAUGUUCUUCUAUGCCACCUACCUCAGUCUGAUUGUAGAGGGCCAUCCGUUCUUUGAUGCGUUACAUGAGGACAACCCCGACAAACUCACCGUCUAUCGUGCAACACCGCUGAAAUGCGAGGGCAGAGAAAUUGUCGUGGACGAGGAGGACAGGGGACAGAGGCGUCUCCCAGCUGAUGCUAUUAUAUGGAGUAUAGGCUGGGAGCCCGGCGUUGACUUCUUUGAGCCGGAAGAAGCAGCAGAGAUUGGCCUCCCUGUGCCCCUACACAGAAUCAACAACAAGAACAAAAUCCUGUCGGCAUCUACAAAGGGCGCCGUUCCCAUACCGUCUCCCAUAACCCCAAGUGACUCGGCUCUGCCACCCCUUGAAUUCUACGACGGCAAGAUACGAAAGCUGUUCCCGGGGACGUUAAACCAAACACCUUUCCAACGUCAAGCCCCUACCAGCACCAUUUCGCAUACGCGAUGGGGUCUCUAUCGCUUCAUCAUCCCGUCUAGCCACCUUGCCAGGGACGACCGCACGCUCGCCUUUGCUGGCUUCAUAUCGUCUGCCCAGACGGCAGCUACAUCUGAGAUUGGCGCGCUUUGGGCUGUGGCGUGGCUUGAGAAUCUCUUCACUCGAGUGCCGAUGCCUCUCCUCGACAGAGUUGACGCCGACAGAUUGACCAUCCCACCGCCUUCGUCAACAUCAAAGCCGAGGCGUGGGGAGUCGAGAAAGCAUGGCCGGGGGGCCGAGGACCUCAAACUCCUCGCCGAUGCCGAAAUACGCUUCAAUCAAGCCUUCCAAGAACGCCGCUACGGGUUUCGUGGCGCAAGGGCGCCAGAAUUGAUCCUUGAGGCACGAGGCUACAUUGACGUACUCUGCCGGGACUUGGGGGUAGAGUCGCAGCGCAAACGAUAUCGGAUGCGGGAGCGGCAUGGCGGAGCUCUGCCGAUGGAGGAGACAGGGUGGUGGAAUGUGAUCAAGAACUGGUUCAGGGAGUAUUUCGAGCCGUACAUUGCACCCGAUUUCCAGGGUGUUGUGGAAGAGUUCUUGAGGAAUAGAGAGCGCGUUUUGCCCGAGAAGGACGACUAA
Cladophialophora psammophila CBS 110553 is the source of this 1992-nucleotide messenger RNA. RefSeq lists its product as uncharacterized. The coding region runs from base 1 to 1992 and encodes 663 amino acids. The transcript has a single exon. Gene Ontology annotation, molecular function: oxidoreductase activity. NCBI's taxonomy places the organism in Eukaryota, Fungi, Ascomycota, Eurotiomycetes, Chaetothyriales, Herpotrichiellaceae. The record is from RefSeq and is a predicted model, not a curated record.